This is a messenger RNA of Aspergillus clavatus NRRL 1, 996 nucleotides long. RefSeq lists its product as uncharacterized. The record is from RefSeq and is a predicted model, not a curated record. The transcript is spliced from 3 exons. Lineage: Eukaryota; Fungi; Ascomycota; Eurotiomycetes; Eurotiales; Aspergillaceae. Bases 1 to 996 code for a protein of 331 amino acids.
AUGGAGAUUAGGCCUAGUGAUGUUAUAUCUCUAAAGGACCCGAGAGGGAUCAUCAUCACUAUCCGCCGGGCAGAAGAUGACUGUAGCAAGCCUUGUAUAUUUCGCUGGAACUUCCUGCAUGAUGGAUGGGGUCCUUCUGGCUUCGUGCUCUUUCAACACACGUCAGACGGUCUAAAAAGGGUCGAAGGAACACCCGAGUCGCCACCUCCCCAGACCUUUAAGCUUACGGGAUAUGAAGUUGAGACAGAAGAACUUCUUCCUGGCCAAACUCUCCAGAGAAAUAUAGGUCGACCGUAUCCCUUCUGGGAUUAUAUGGUCGCUGAUGAGGAAGACCUUUCGAACUUUCAGCCUGAUGACCCUCGGGUGGGGAAGUUAGAACGAAUCCCUGGAACCCCUUGUAUAAGUGUGUCUCUGGAUGGCCCAUCGGAAAUCUCUCAAACAGAGCAACUUUGUAUCACAGUGAAGAUCACCUAUGAUGGUCUGACAAACGAGGAUUACGAGGCUAUCUCUGCUGAUGCAAAGCCGAUCAUCAUACACGAUUAUCCUUUUUCUUGUGAUCACUUUCGAAUACAACGCCGCUGCCACGAUUACGAUCCGUCGAAGAAUUCGGACGAGGUUCCCCCACAGUGGAAGACUUAUUUUGACGACGAACGGAAUGCGGGUUGGAUGAUUGUCGAUGAACCCGACGUUGAGGUCAACGUCGCGGAUUCUAUGUUUUUCCGCAGCCUCCAACCAGGGGAAAGUUUCGUUAGACACAUUUUCCUUCACUAUCUUGAUUUGCAUCCUGAUACAGUGGUCGGCGACACGUAUCGAUACCAGUACUGGGGUGGCUGCAUUGACUGGUGGACUUGGGGUGAUCGCGAAGAACAUGCGAAGACAGUCGUGAAAUUACCAUGUUGGCUGAAUGCUCAUGUCGUUGAGCCCGCUGAUAAUGAUGGAAGACCGGUUAUAAUGGUCCCGUCAUCCAAUUUUGUCGAGUUCACUAUUGUUGGUUGA